AUGGAGCAAGUGGCUCAGAGAAGACUAACACGAGCUCUUGCUCCUCCCGCAAAGAGGGCGAGGAUCUUCGAGGAUAGCCCAGCGCCAAGCUCCCCGAUUGUCCCAAUGCCAAUUUCUCCAAUUGUGCACUCUCUGAGUUCUCCAAUUUUCCAUGAGCCAAGUUCUUUUGCUACGACCAUGGGUCUACCCAGUGUUGAUGAAGCAACGGUUGGAGUGGUGUCCAUUAAUCCCGAGACAAGACCCGUUUGGCACAGGUCUCCUCAUAGAG
Molecule: messenger RNA, 268 nt
Organism: Ilex paraguariensis (yerba mate)
Lineage: Eukaryota; Viridiplantae; Streptophyta; Magnoliopsida; Aquifoliales; Aquifoliaceae
Source: the annotation of a GenBank genome assembly